Molecule: messenger RNA, 2282 nt
Organism: Lates calcarifer (barramundi perch)
Lineage: Eukaryota; Metazoa; Chordata; Actinopteri; Centropomidae
Gene: bin3
Product: bridging integrator 3
Exons: 9
Coding region: 124-885 (253 amino acids)
Biological process (GO): plasma membrane tubulation; endocytosis; actin cortical patch localization
Cellular component (GO): cytoplasm; actin cortical patch
Molecular function (GO): lipid binding; protein binding
Source: RefSeq, a predicted model, not a curated record
AAACACAAGCGGCUAAGCUCCGGACUUCCUGUUCAAUCCUCGACUGUUGACUGGUAGAAAGGGAUGAGGUUCUCGGAAGAUAGUAAAACAACCCCAUGAAACCGGAAUAAAAGUUCACUCAAAAUGAGUUGGAUUCCCUUCAAGAUUGGACAACCCAAGAAGCAGAUUGUCUCUAAAACUGUUGAAAGAGACUUUGAGCGUGAAUAUGACAAACUCCAAAAGCUUGAGGAUCAGACGAAAAAGCUUCACAAGGACAUGAAGAAAAGCACUGAGGCUGAUUUAGCCAUGUCCAAAGCAGCAGUGAAGAUCUCUGGAGACCUGUUGAAUAACCCACUGUGUGAGCAGGACCAGGCCUUCCUGGAGUCCAUGACUGCUUUAGAUACAGCCAUGAAAAGGAUGGACACCUUCAACCAAGAGAAGGUCAACCAGAUCCAGAAGACUGUUAUCGACCCUCUGAAAAAGUACAGUGGUGUCUUCCCCAGCCUCAACAUGGCAGUGAAGCGUCGAGAACAGGCACUGCAGGACUAUAAACGGCUGCAGUCCAAAGUGGAGAAAUAUGAGGAGAAAGAAAAAACUGGUCCCGUUAUGGUCAAACUACAUCAGGCCAGAGAGGAGCUCCGACCGGUCAGGGAAGACUUUGAGGCCAAAAACAAGCAGCUGCUGGAUGAGAUGCCCAAGUUCUACCACAGCCGCAUUGACUACUUCCAGCCCAGCUUUGAGGCCCUCAUCCGGGCGCAGGUGGUCUAUUUCACAGAAAUGUACAAGAUCUUCAGCGAGCUAACAGACCAGAUCGACCAGGCAGGGUUGACUGAUGAGCAGAGGGAGAGGGAGACCGAGGCCAAGCUCAGCGAGUUGCGUGCUCUGUCCAUUGUCGCCGACGACUGAGGGAGGAAAGCCGAAAACCGGGAAGGGCUCUUUUCAUGCCUCUUUGAAUGGAUUGCACUCUUUUCAGGCUCCUCCGCGCAGUUCAAACGGACAGCAAUGGCCUUAACUCGAUUAUCAGUCUGUUUCCUUGCGGCCACAUCACCCCCCAUUCCUCUUGCACUACACUCCCAUGUUUCAUUCUCUCUACAAAGACUCUCUGCAACUCAGAGCAGCUGAAAUGCCACAUUAACUAAGCCAUCAGCCAAGUGCAACAUUAUAAGCCAAUAUGUUGUUUUUUUUUUUUUUUUUUUUUUUUUUUUUUAAAAGGAAUCAAGCAGGUCUCGUCAGAACUAAUUAACAGGGUUACACUUCUUGGUUUCAGAGAUGUCUAUGCAUUUGUUUCUAAAGUAGGAAAUGAGCAAGGAAACGUUUUUAUUAGUCACAUCUGCUAUGCUAUCAACAGUCUGUGAAACAUAGUUUUUAUCAUCCAAUUUUGAAAUUACAAACACUACAGACUGAACGUUAUGUAAGGUACUGUAGGUUAUCGGCAAGAAAAUACAUUUCUGUAUUUUGGCCUUUUCUUGGUGAUCUUUAAGUUUAUCUCUGUGCCAUGGUGUGUGAGGGCUUCUGAUGGGGAUUUACGGGAUGAUAGUAGUAACAUCACCUGUACAUAAUGUGCCUACACUGUCCUGACAGUGGAUGUAACAUAAAAACUUGUGUGAAGUCAGAUUGUGCCUGUGCAGCGUUGUUGAAACCUCGAGCACUCGGGCUGCAGAGAGAACAAGUCACUGUCCAAAACAAAGGCUGGUGCUCCCUCUAGUGGCCAAUACUGAUCAGGACACUUGGUUUCCUUUUAUUCACACCAUCCAUCCUUUGUUCUAUUGUUGGUGGUUCGGUUCAUCUGUUUACAAAGAACCUCACACAUUGUAGGCACUCUAGAGGAAAUCCUUUCUCUGUACCGUGUACACCAGGAGUGGAAGCCAUUUUUUUUGGCUUUUACUGGUUUUGGACCAAAUCACAGUCAUUGCACUCCUUUGUUUCCACCUUUAUCAGGCACGGCCUCUGUAUGAUGACCACACUCUAGUUAAUGGGGCUAUGAGAUAAUGUGCACACACUGAAUGCUCCCCUAUCACGUUUUUUAAAGUGUCAUACCAAGAAGUUGACUAUUUAUUCUUUGAGAGUCGGUCUCCUGUCUGUGUGUUCUGCAACGUGUAACUGUUAGUUACAUGUAAAAAGUGUAUUAAUGAAGGUGUUUUUCUAAACUUGUAGUAAUGGUUGAUUUUUUUUAACAUAACUAAGUUAAUAAUUUAACAUUAGUGUUGGGUUUUUUUAGGUUUUUGAAUCAAUCUGUUAAAAGACAUGUUUUCUGCUGUCAUCUUAAUGUAUAAUCAAUCAUGAAAUAAAACUCAGAGUAGCAA